CGAAACGACGAGACAUCCACGCCUACGCCCAUUGCGAUUGCGCCCGCCAUGGCCGCCCAACAUGAUUCCUACCACCCGCGGGACACCAUUGCCAACACUGGCUCCACCACCCUCAAGACGACCCUCGUCGGCACCAUGAUUGCCGCUAUGCAGAACACGCUGAGAAAGCAGAAUGUUGGAGCCAUGGGCGUCUUCACCCGCUCCGGCGGCGUAAUCGCCCUCUUCGCCGGCGUGGGAGCCUCAUACCAGUUCACACUGGACGCUUCUGCCAACCUGCGACAACAGGACGAUACCUACAACGACGCUAUUGCGGGAUUUGCAGCUGGUGCCGCUGUUGGAGUAGCCCGCCGAAGCAUCCCAUUCAUGCUUGGUGCUGGCGCCUGCUUUAGCACCGCCAUGGCUGCUAACCGAUACACCAACGGCUUGACAGGCUAUGCCGUUGAGGAAGAUGAUGAAGACGAAGUAGCGCGCAAGGAGAAUAUGCGGAAACAGCGCCGGAGGCCAUUGCACGAGACGCUGGAACAGCUUGGCGAAGGUCGAGGCGUCUACGGACCUGGUUACGAGGAGCGGAGACGAGAGCGGCUGUUGGAAACAUACGGUGUCGAUGUGAAAGAGGCGCAAGAGCAGUUCAAAGCGAAGAACGUUGACCCUACAGCCAGUCUCUGA
Periconia digitata is the source of this 666-nucleotide messenger RNA. Lineage: Eukaryota; Fungi; Ascomycota; Dothideomycetes; Pleosporales; Periconiaceae. The record is from the annotation of a GenBank genome assembly.